Messenger RNA from Humulus lupulus (European hop), 3253 nucleotides. RefSeq names its product G-type lectin S-receptor-like serine/threonine-protein kinase At5g35370. The coding region runs from base 306 to 2912 and encodes 868 amino acids. Gene Ontology annotation, molecular function: ATP binding; protein serine/threonine kinase activity. The record is from RefSeq and is a predicted model, not a curated record. Lineage: Eukaryota; Viridiplantae; Streptophyta; Magnoliopsida; Rosales; Cannabaceae. Gene Ontology annotation, biological process: protein phosphorylation; recognition of pollen. The transcript has a single exon.
UAGGUUUAGGACCAAAACAAUCAAAUUGACACACGUGGCAUGUGAUGGUCCUUUGACGCGUCUUCUUUGUCUUGUGUUAUGUUGUGUGUGUCGGUAUGCAAUGUAAUAUCUUUUUCAAAUGCAUUUAUACAUGAAAACAACACCAGCUGUCCCUCUUUUUGACUUACGUCCCCAUGCACAUGGCCCCAUUAUUGACAUAAUCACACCGUUCAAAACUCUCCAACUGCUAAGGCUAAUGCUAAUGCUUCUGCUAUCUUCUCUUCUCUCUCCAAUCCAAUCUCCAAGCCCCAAACCCCAUUUGUUGCAUGGACGCCUCGAUCUUCUUCUCCAUCUCAAUCUUCCUAUUCUCCGCCGCAUUCCUUCCACUCCCCACCUCGUCAGGACCCAUUACCGUCCACUCCAUCACCCCAAACUUCACAGCCUCAAACUUCAAAUUCGUCGACCAUGGCGGCACCUUCUUGGUCUCCCUCAACGGCUCAUUCAAAGCCACCAUCACCAACUCCAAAUCCCCUCUCCACCUUCACCACUACUACCUCUCCGUCAUCCACGUCAGCUCCUCCGCCGUCGUUUGGUCCGCCAACCGCGACGCUCCCAUGUCCCAGUCCUCCCUUCUCUCACUCACCACCCACGGCCUUAGAAUCACCAACGACUCAACCUCAGCAACGACAAACCAACUCUUAUGGUCCACACCCAACUUCACCUCCCGAGUCUCCUCUCUCCAACUUCUCGAAACUGGAAACCUCGUAUUGCUCGACGACCAAAACGUCACCCUUUGGCAGAGCUUCGACUACCCGACUGACACCAUCGUCCCCGGCCAGCGCUUACGCGUCGGCAAAACACUCGUCAGCUCCAAGUCACCAGACGACAUGUCAAGCGGUGACUAUCGCUUAACCGUUACUGAUGAAGACGUGGUGCUGCAAUGGAAGAAAACGACGACGUAUUGGAAGCUGUCCAGUGACGCGAGGGAUUUGAAAGACUCCAACGCGGGGGUAUCGUUCGUGGAGUUGAAUGGCACUGGUUUGUUUGUGUUUGGAGGUAAUGGAACGAGGGCUGUGUUCGAUAUAAUGCUUGGAGCUUCGGUAGGUUUUAGGAAUAUGAAGUUGGGUGAUGGUGGGAGGUUAAGCAUAAGCAGAUUCGUACGUAACAACACCUCGGUUGAAGAGUUCACGGCCCCAUCUCAACACUGCCAAGUUCCUUUGGUUUGUGGAAAACUCGGCCUUUGUAGUGGCGCCACCAACUCUGUACCCUAUAACUGUGCUUGUCCGCCUGGUUUCGACAGCAAAGUUCACCCCGCUGGCGCCGAUUGUGUGCCCGCCAAUGCAUCCCUUUCUUUAACUACUCCUUGUAAAACCAACAACGGUUCCACUACUCUUCAGCUCAACUCAUCUCUUUCGUACAUACAACUAGGCAACGAUACGAACUAUUUCGCCAAUGAUUUUAUGGACCCUUUGAAGAAAAAUGUCACUCUAUCCGUUUGUCAAGAUCUAUGCUCCCAAAACUGUUCUUGCUUGGCCAUUUUCCAUGAAGCUUCUUCUGGUUCAUGUUAUUUGAUUGAGAAUGAACUAGGUUCACUCACCAGGUCUAGCCCUGGUACUCAGAACGGUCGUGUGGGAUAUAUAAAGACUUUAGUGGUGGCAUCAUCUUCGGCUGUUAUUAGUAGCAAUGAGAACAGACUUAGUUUUCCAAUAGCUGGUUUUGUACUCAUACCCUUGUCUGGUUUGGUUCUUAUAAUAGCUGCGGUGCUCUUAACAACCCUUUGGUUAAGAAGAUAUAAAAAGACUUUUGGACCCUCAAAAAUUGCAAGAUUAGAGCGUUGGGACUCAUCUUCAUCGAGUGAGUCAGAGGACAUAUCAAUCCCUGGUUUACCAGUGAGGUUUGAUUAUGAGGAGCUGGAAGCUGCCACUGAGAAUUUCAAAACCCAAAUUGGCAGUGGAGGAUUUGGGACAGUCUACAAAGGUACUCUUGCUGACAAAACUGUGGUGGCUGUGAAGAAAAUGACUAGUUUGGGAGUCCAAGGAAAGAAAGAAUUCUUCACAGAAGUUUCCAUCAUAGCCAACAUCCACCAUGUCAAUCUGGUUAGCUUGAAAGGGUUUUGUGUGCAAGGAAGCAAGCGUUUUCUGGUGUUUGAGUUCAUGAACAAGGGCUCAUUGGAUCGAGUUCUUUUCGGUAAUGGUGGUCCUGUUCUGGAAUGGGGAGAGAGAUAUGAGAUAGCCCUUGGAACAGCAAGAGGACUUGCUUACUUACACAACGGCUGCAACCACAAGAUCAUCCACUGUGAUGUCAAGCCAGAAAACAUUCUCUUACAUGGAAAUUCACAAGUGAAGAUAUCAGAUUUCGGCUUGUCAAAGCUGCUGAACCCCGAACAGUCUGGUUUCUUCACCACCAUGAGAGGGACAAGGGGUUAUCUAGCACCAGAGUGGCUAACAAACACUGCAAUCACAGACAAAGUUGAUGUGUAUGGUUAUGGAAUGGUGUUACUCGAAAUCGUUAGAGGAAAGAAGAACUACUUGACAUCAUUAUCAUCAUCAGAGCGUUAUUUUCCUUUGCUGGCACUAGAAAUGCAUGAGCAGAAAAGGUACUUGGAGUUGGUGGAUCCGAGGUUGGAAGGGAGAGUGUCGAGUGAGGAGGUGGAGAAGUUGAUAAAGAUAGGGCUGUGCUGCGUGCAGGAGGACCCUGCGCUGAGGCCGAGCAUGGCUGGUGUGGUGGGGAUGUUGGAAGGGGCAGUGGCCUUGGCCGAGCCAAGAGCGCAGUCACUGAAUUUUUUGCGUUACUAUGGGAAAAGAAUGAGUGAGACUACUGAGACAUCUUCUUCAGUUGAAGUUGAAACAGGGAACAAGAAUGAGUUGGGAUUUUGGAAAAAUAAUAGUACAAGUAGCUACAUUUCUACGGAAGAGCUGUCUGGUCCCAGGUGAUACAUAUAUAUAUAUAUAUAUAAUACAUAGAUAUGACAUGAGAUUGUGCUUCUCUUUCUAUAUACUUUUGUAUUCUCUUCUAUUCUAUUCAGUUCUUAGUUAUUGAUAAUAUAAUGUAAAUAAAGUGUAUUCCAUUGCCAUUUCUACUUUGUAAAUAAAACUCUGGUUAAAGAACGCUACUACACUAGUGAGUGAGUGUUUCUUUCUACUUUGUUAAUUAUAAUCAGUAGACUGUAGCUUAGAGUAGUAUGUCAAGAAUUUGCAUUUCAAUAGGAAGAGGAGGAGAGAGUUUGACAAAAGAAUUUUGAUAUAUUUUUGGACUGAGUUGUCCUUGAGGAUGA